Messenger RNA from Hypanus sabinus (Atlantic stingray), 508 nucleotides. RefSeq names its product NOP10 ribonucleoprotein homolog (yeast) (gene nop10). Gene Ontology annotation, biological process: snRNA pseudouridine synthesis; positive regulation of telomerase RNA localization to Cajal body; rRNA pseudouridine synthesis. Bases 129 to 323 code for a protein of 64 amino acids. The record is from RefSeq and is a predicted model, not a curated record. The transcript has 2 exons. NCBI's taxonomy places the organism in Eukaryota, Metazoa, Chordata, Chondrichthyes, Myliobatiformes, Dasyatidae. Gene Ontology annotation, molecular function: telomerase RNA binding; box H/ACA snoRNA binding. Gene Ontology annotation, cellular component: box H/ACA telomerase RNP complex; box H/ACA snoRNP complex.
AGGCGCUGCUGCCCGUCCUGCCAGGACACCUUCAGUGCGCAACUCUUCCGCCGGUCCAGACGGUGCCCCGGUGACAUCGAGAGCGGAAGUGACGCAGAUUUCAGUGAUUCCCUCGUGGAGCCGCGACCAUGUUCCUGCAUUACUACCUGAACAGUGACGGCGAGCGAGUUUACACCCUGAAGAAGGUGGACCCCCAGGGUCGAGUGACCACAACAGCCCACCCAGCGCGGUUCUCGCCCGAUGACAAGUACUCCAGGCACAGGGUGACCUUGAAGAAACGCUUCAACAUCCUGCCCACUCAGCAGCCGUCCCCCACCUUCUGACGUGCCAGCCGAUGGCCAGUGGGCCCUAGUGCCCCCCCAUCCUCCAAGCUUUGGCUUCGCCUGUGCAGCGUGCACGAGGAGAGAUGAGGCUUCGCUACUUGUGGGGAGAAGACUGUAAUCGUCGUGUUACGCACUGUCUCACAAUAAAAGUUAGCGUACGGAUGUUCUGUGUGGCUUAUGAUCCG